Messenger RNA from Ceraceosorus guamensis, 2315 nucleotides. RefSeq names its product putative HXT5-hexose transporter. Lineage: Eukaryota; Fungi; Basidiomycota; Exobasidiomycetes; Ceraceosorales; Ceraceosoraceae. Gene Ontology annotation, cellular component: membrane. Gene Ontology annotation, molecular function: carbohydrate:proton symporter activity. Bases 441 to 2108 code for a protein of 555 amino acids. The record is from RefSeq and is a predicted model, not a curated record. Gene Ontology annotation, biological process: transmembrane transport; carbohydrate transport. The transcript is spliced from 4 exons.
AGGCAAUUGGACAGGGGCUGGUGCAGGGGGAAUGCGACGGGCACAGGAAAGGGCACAUAUGAAGCAGGUACGCAGGCCGUGUCCUCUAGCGUCGGAGGAAGCCUAGCUCGUCUCCACACACGAGCAGCAGCCGAGGCGGUUUUUGAUCCCAACUGAGGAGAGAGAAGCGCGCAGAACGAGGCUUCUACACUGUCUUCGUCGAUGAUUGCCCCGCAUCGAAGUGCAUGACAUCUGGAGUCCCGCACACCCUUUUGUCUAACAAAGUCGGAUCUCAGAAGUACAAGAAGCGCGGGGCUGAUCCCGUCCAGCGUCCAUCGUCUCCACCACCACCGGUGCAGCCCAGCGCUUGAUUCUGUCCGAAGCGCUUUCUGGAUUUCGCUCCUGCCGCACGCAUCCUCCCGUUUAGCAAAGUCUCGAUUCAGGACGCCGAGACAAGCACGAUGGCCAUCACCUUCACCGUAGGAGGUUCGCCCAUUGGGCUCACCUCCAUCUCGGUGGCCCUGGUCGCCAGUGUCGGCGGUUUCCUCUUCGGCUACGACACUGGACAAAUCAGCGGUAUCCAAGAGAUGACCGACUUCAAGGAACGCUUCGCGACGGAAACCAUCUUCGACUCGGAGACGAUGAUGACCGAGCCGGCAUUCAACUCUUGGCUCAUUGGACUCAUCGUAUCCUUUCUGAGUAUCGGAACAUUCUUCGGAGUCUUGCUCGGCGCCCCUAUUGCAGAUAAGCUCGGCAGAAGGCUCGCAAUGACGGUGGAGACGAUCGUUUUUAGCAUUGGAGUUCUCAUCCAAGUCACUGCGCAGUACGCUUGGUACCAAGUGGCAAUCGGCAGGCUCGUCUCAGGUUUGGGAGUCGGCGCGCUGUCUGCCGCGGUUCCGCUCUACCAGUCAGAGGCAAUUCCUAGCCAAUUGCGAGGUGCAGGAGUCGCCACCUACCAAUUGGCCAUCACAUUCGGCAUUCUAGUCAGCAACUGCAUCAACAUCGGUACCAGAAGCAUCGAAGGCAGCUGGUCAUGGCGGACACCCAUUCUGCUCGGCGUGGCCUUUGCUGCCGUCCUCGGCAUCGGCAUCUGGUUCUUGCCCGAGUCGCCCCGAUGGCUGGCUGCCCGUGGUCGACACGAUGAAGCUUAUGAAGCCGUCGCGCGCGUUCGUGGCGCAACAAAAGAAGAUUCGAACCCCUGGGUGGAGGCAGAGUACGCUUCCAUCAUCACGUACGUGCAAAACGAAGCCAAACUGAAGAAAGCUGGCUGGAUCGACUGCUUCCGUCCCCAAAACAAGACGCUGUACCGCACCAUCCUUGGCAUCGUUCUCCAAGCCGGACAACAGUUGACGGGAGCCAACUACUUCUUCUACUACGGAGCAAACAUCUUCAACAGUGUCGGCUUGAGUGACAGCUUCGUCACACAAAUCAUCUUGGGAGCAGUCAACUUCGUUGCGACUUUCGGCUCUCUCUACAUUCUAGAGCGCUUUGGUCGACGCAUCCCUUUGAUGGUAGGCGCCAUCGGCAUGACAGUAUGGCUCCUCAUCUUUGGUCUUGCAGGACACGUCGGCAAUCCUAACGAUCCGACAUUCGGCAGUCUCAUGAUCGCCUCGGCGUGCAUCUUCAUUGUUUUCUACGCUACCACUUGGGCGCCAGGAAUAUGGCUGUUCAUCGGAGAGUCGUUCGCUUCAGAGACGAGAGCCAAGCAAGCCUCGCUAUCUGCGGCAUCUAACUGGUUUUGGAACUUUUUGCUAGCCUUCUUCACACAGCCGAUCACGGGAGACAUUGACUACGCCUUUGGUUUCGUCUUUGCCGGCGCCAACUUUCUCGGAUUCUUCAUCGUCUACUUUUUCGUGUAUGAGACCAAGGGGCUCACUCUCGAAGAGAUCGACGAAAUGUACAACGACGACAGCGUCAAGCCGUGGCAGUCGCGCAAGUGGGCUCCUGCGGGAAGAGCCAACCGCUUGGACAUUGCAGCUCGUGUUCGAGACGAAAAGACGGACGAUGUCCUCAAUGUCGAAGAUCCGCAACACGGACAUUGGAAAUCGCAGCCGAAUUCUGAGGGAGACGAGACGGAUACUGCGCGUAAACGUCGCGAGGAGCCCAUCUCGAAGACGGAGGAUGCUUGAUGUGCAUCAGGCCUCAUCUGCGACACUUUGAAGCUGCCCGCGGGCGAAAGCUUUGCUCGUCUGAGCUCGCGAGGUACAUUCGACGUAUUCUUUGCUACAUCUUAUUCGCUGCAAGAAUGAAAUCCCUUUGAUUCAGACACACCUCGCUGCAUCGUUCACGAGAUGCGGUGAUGCCAUGAUGCAAAUGCACGGGCGUGACAGGUCAGU